Prunus persica (peach) is the source of this 1208-nucleotide messenger RNA. Its product is annotated as flowering-promoting factor 1. NCBI's taxonomy places the organism in Eukaryota, Viridiplantae, Streptophyta, Magnoliopsida, Rosales, Rosaceae. Bases 365 to 934 code for a protein of 189 amino acids. The record is from RefSeq and is a predicted model, not a curated record. Gene Ontology annotation, biological process: vegetative to reproductive phase transition of meristem; regulation of flower development. The transcript has a single exon.
UGGACAUCUCGUGAUCUAAGUGGGUUUCUUUCCAUCAUUUGACUUUCUUCUUUUUUGAAUCUUUUCUUAAUGAAUGAAUAGUGGCAUGCAUUGCCCCAAACCUAGCAAUAUAAAAGAUUCCCCAUAAAAAAAUUUAAAUAAAUAAAAAAUAAAAAGCACACUCGAAAAAGCUACAUUUAGCUUAGCUUGCAAUGUUGAAGCUACACAAAGAUUCCUCCAAACCCCAACCCCACGGAAUUGGAUGUGUGUGGAUGGUGCUGAAUUGUGCCCUAAAUCAAACCCUAGGGGCAUCAUCCAUGCAGCACCCUCAUAAUUUUAAUCCCAUUGGGUCCCACUUAAUCUAGAUUCUCUUCCAAAGCCAAACAUGCCCACACCACAAUCCACCAUCCUUUUCAGUUUCUCCCUCCCACUCAAAGAGUAUUUCCCCCUUGUUUUUAUUUGUCCCUUUGACACAUAUAAAUACCCCUUCCCCCCCUCCUCUUUUGCCACAACACAACACAAUUCAAUUCAUUUCCUUAUCCUCUCUCUCAUCUCCAAACAAACAGCAUUUGCAUCAAUUUACCCUCCACCCAAAAAAACCAAAGCACUAGCUACUACCAAAGAAAGAAGAAACACAAUGUCUGGGGUUUGGGUUUUCAAGAACGGGGUGAUUCGUCUGGUGGAAAAUCCACAGGCUGAGACAUCUUCUAGGAAGAAGGCCUUGGUGCACUUGCCAAGUGGACAGGUGGUGUCGUCCUACUCGACGCUCGAGCAAAUAUUGACCGGGUUAGGGUGGGAGAGGUACUAUGGAGGCGACCCCGACCUCUUCCAAUUCCACAAGCGAUCUUCCAUUGACCUAAUCUCUCUCCCCAGAGACUUCUCCAAGUUCAACUCCGUUUACAUGUACGAUAUUGUCAUUAAAAACCCCAACAUCUUCCAUGUCCGAGACAUGUAGGUGUAGCUAUAUGCGAGUGACACAUGAUCAGUUGGUAUCCUAAAGUUGUGUGAGUCUCAUUUGUUACGUUUAAUUUCCUUCUUUAUGUCAUCCUUAGUUGGUUCAGUGUUUGAUAUGUUUUGGGUUUAAUUUUAUUUGCUUGUAAUAAAGAGUACAUCUACAUGUUGUUUGUGUUAUUUGGGGAUAUAUAUAUAUAUAUUAUAUAUAUUGGAUUGCUUUGUAAAAUAUUGGCUUUGUGAUCAUCUAAUAAGAAGUUCUUGUGAUUUGGAGCAAA